GAGUCCUUCAAGAUGACAGUAACAGAAACGCACUUUGUAGACGUCUGAGGCAAGUAAAACUUCAGAUGAAUCCUGCUACCAAUCAAAACAAUCAUGCCAUUAGCAAUAAUCGUUACCAACCUUCCACUCACGUCUAUCCCGCCCAAAUUUUGUGAAGAUUUAACGAAGCUUCUUUCGGUUGAAAUCAACGUGCCAGAGAAGAUCAUAUCGGUUCACGUUAAUGCAAAUCAACUAAUGACACGCGAUGGAACCCACGACCCUAGUGCCUAUAUUGAACUGUACAAUUCUACAGGAUUUGGGACAAUCGACGGGAAACGGAAGAUCUCCAGGGCGGUACUAGACUAUGCCAAGCAAAGUCUCAGCAUUGAGUCUUCCAGGAUCUUCAUACUCUUCAAGCAACCGACUGGUGACGAUAUUGGCUAUGAAGACGGACUGUUGUCUGACAUAUCGUCCUGAAAAAAAGAGGAGCCGCGAAAACUUUAUAUCCAUUUUUUGCAAUUGUUCGUGUUUUUGUGACCAUGCAGUUAUUGUACUUAAAGACUUAUGUAAAAUACAAUUUAUGUAUAUAGAUAAUUACGCUGCACUACUUUUAAAACGCCCUACUGUGUGUGUGGGUACAGCGGCGUAACAGGGGUCGGUGGCCAGGGGGGAAGAGUAUAAAAUUUCCUGGUCAUAUCAUGGUAUGAACAGGCGUAAUGGUGUAAUGAGGCGACUAUUUUGAGAAGGCCAAAUAUUGCGUAUCGGGCAGAAUUUAUCUUUAAAAAAAAGUUACGAGCGAGCGAAGCGAGCGAGCAAAAUUUUUGACCUUUUUAAUACAAAAAUCCAAUUUUGUGAUAGAUUUUGACAUGAUAUCCAGAGAAUAAUAUAUUUCACUCUUCUCUCUUUAGAUUAUUUUUUUUUGUGUGGUCUGUACGCCACUAUGAACAGGAUUCUCUGCGGCAGUAGCGUGAAGAGUAAAAAAAAAACAAGGGGCGCAGUAUAGCACAUGUGCUAAAAAGCUGCUUUAUAUAAGUCCCGAGCGAGCGAAGUGAGCGAGAAAAAAAUCACCUUUUCAUGAGAAUCUAACUUUGAGCUAUUUUUGACAUUAUAUUCAGUAAAUAAAAUCAUAUCCUACACUUUUCCUUUGCUUUUCUUUCCUCUUUUAUUGUUCUUGUUUGUAGAACUUUUGGGACCAUGGCCCAACCCUUCCAUAUGCAGUGCUGUGCGGUUGGGGUCCGGGGCGGAGUCCCCGGAACUUCUUGAUAUCAAAGCCAUUUAAACCUCGCAGAUUGCCGCUAUUUUAAUCAAAUCGCGGGCAUAUACAGAAUAUAGCUUUUACACAACACAUUUAUUCAACCCAGUUGCGUAAUGAACCAAAUAUUUUGAGGGGCCAAAAACAUAGCAAUGUGGGAAAAAUUUGUAAAAAGUCACCAGCGUGCAAAGCGAGCUGGAAAAAAAUUUGCCUAUUGAAAUUAAAUUAUAAUUAUAUGAUUGAUUUUUUCUAUUAUAUUCAGUAAAUAACACAUUUCAUUGUUUCCAUUCAUUUCAUUAUAUGUUGUCUCCUAUAAUUUCUUUUAUUUCCUCUUGGGUGUGGAACCAAGACCCCCCGCGCCUGUAUGCCAGUGAUUGAACGUGAUUGAACGGGGGCGUUAUAGAGCCUUUUGAAGGUUAUAAUGAAAAGCCCCUACUGCGUGGGGUCUGGGGCAAAGCCCCGGAAGGUUAUUUGCAUAAAAUUUAGCAAGCUUAUAACACAAUGUUGUAUGCAGUCCAUCUUUCUUCCCGCUCUUUAAUUUCAAUCAUCGGCAGCCCGGUCGUGUUAUUAUUAUUGUUUUCUUGUCCCUUUUCUUUGUUUUCUUGUCCCUUUUCUUUGUUUUCCAAUUUAGCUUUUGAUUAAUUACAUUCUACCUUUGUUUCCCGCUAUUGUAUGCCAUUUUGUCAUCUUUUAAUUUACUAGUAUUUCCCACCGUGCUAUUGCAUUACAUAUGCCUAUUUCGGGAUGAUUUGUUCUUUUUCAAAUGUUCUAAUUCUUUCGUACAUUUUCCCGCUUUCCUUCCUUUCUAUUAAAUUUUUUUUUUCUUCGUUUUCUUUUCACUUUUCCCUUUCCCUUCCUUUUCCUCCCUUCCUUUUUCCCUUUCCUUCCCCUUUCCCAUUCUUUCUCCCUCCUUUUUUUCCUUUCCCCGUUUUUCUUUAUUUUCCCGGUGAAAUCCGCCAGGGGGGCAGCUUGCCCCCCGCCUGUUACGCCACUGUGUGGGUGUCGGUGUGUGAGGAGGGGGACGGGGUGAAAAAUCAUGAGGUUAUGAAGACGGACAGUAAUUGUCUGACAUAUCUCCCUGACAAAAAUAGGAGCUGCGAAAGUUGUAUACCCACUUAUCGUUUACUUUCCUUCGUGUUUUCUUUAAUAAGCAAUAUUGUGUAGUGAUCGAAUGAAUUUAACAUAAAAAACUAUUAUGGAAAAUGAUAAUGACACACAAUGACCAAUUUAAAGACCCCCUCCCCCUCCCCAUGAUGCACAUUAAUCUGUGGUUGAAAUGCACAAUGGUUAGAUUUAAUGUUCUAUUGCAUAAAUUUGAAUAUGUUAUUAUAGCCAAGAAUUAUAUUGCAAAAUAUAGAGAUAAGGAUAUUUGGCCAGCAUCUGUAUAAAAAUAUGUCUCGAAUUUUAAUGACUUAAUAUGAAUAACCUCCGACACCUCUUGUAAAAAAAACGUUAUUGCAUAAAUUUGCAUAUCGUUAACAUUACAAAAAAAUAAAAAUCAGCAUUAAUAGCGACAUAUGAACAAUGUAUGUGGACUAUGUAUAUUAUUUUGUUACAGGCAUUGUCCGUAAUUGGUCGUCACAAGCCAUUGUUUUUUAUAGUCUACACCUUCUUCUGUAA
Lytechinus pictus (painted urchin) is the source of this 2851-nucleotide messenger RNA. Its product is annotated as macrophage migration inhibitory factor homolog. NCBI's taxonomy places the organism in Eukaryota, Metazoa, Echinodermata, Echinoidea, Temnopleuroida, Toxopneustidae. The transcript is spliced from 3 exons. The record is from RefSeq and is a predicted model, not a curated record. The coding region runs from base 94 to 456 and encodes 120 amino acids. Gene Ontology annotation, molecular function: phenylpyruvate tautomerase activity; cytokine activity.